Messenger RNA from Ctenopharyngodon idella (grass carp), 7355 nucleotides. RefSeq names its product polypyrimidine tract binding protein 3 (gene ptbp3). NCBI's taxonomy places the organism in Eukaryota, Metazoa, Chordata, Actinopteri, Cypriniformes, Xenocyprididae. Gene Ontology annotation, cellular component: nucleus. The coding region runs from base 267 to 1832 and encodes 521 amino acids. Gene Ontology annotation, molecular function: mRNA binding. The transcript has 14 exons. Gene Ontology annotation, biological process: regulation of RNA splicing; mRNA processing. The record is from RefSeq and is a predicted model, not a curated record.
CUUCUGUCUGUGUCUCUCGAACCCUCACUGUUCUCUUGAGCUCCGUCUGUUUCACUCUUCCCUUCAUCCCACAUGCACUUCUAUCGCUCUCCUCCUUCUUAUACUCUCCCCCUCUCUCUCUCACUCUCUCUCUCUCUGUCUGUCUGUCCCUUUAAUUCUCUCUCUCGUCGCUUAUGAACACAGGAAUAUUCUGACAUGCUGGAGAUGAGUUUAAGUGGGCAUCUGGAGAGCCUCCUGUUUCCGCCUCCUCGUGUUGCUGUACUACCAUGAGCAGUUCCACUCCAUCCACAGCUAAUGGCACUGACAGUAAAAACUAUAAAGGAGACCGAUCUCCCUGUGUCCCCUCCCGUGUCCUCCACGUCCGCAAAGUUCCCAUUGAAGUGUCUGAAGCAGAGGUCGUCUCACUAGGAGUACCUUUUGGCAGAGUCACCAACCUGUUGAUGCUUAAAGGGAAAAACCAAGCUUUUAUAGAAAUGGCUUCUGAAGAAGCAGCCAUCACCAUGGUCAACUACUACACCACAGCCACACCCCAUGUCCGCAACCAGCCCGUCUACAUCCAGUAUUCCAACCACCGUGAGCUCAAGACUGAUAAUCUGCCCAAUCAGGGGAGGGCUCAGGCUGCUUUGCAAGCUGUCAAUGCAGUGCAUUCUGGGAAUAUGAGUCUCUCCGGGACUGCGACAGCCAGUGAUGGCGGAAUGAUGCCUGGACAAAGUCCUGUGCUUCGCAUCAUCGUAGAGAAUCUCUACUACCCAGUGUCUCUAGAAGUGCUACACCAGAUCUUCUCAAAAUUUGGAACGGUCCUGAAGAUCAUUACCUUCACCAAGAACAACCAGUUCCAGGCCUUGCUACAAUAUGCAGAUCCAAUGAACGCACAUCAUGCCAAAAUGGCUUUGGAUGGGCAGAACAUCUACAAUGGCUGCUGCACUCUGCGUGUUGAAUUCUCCAAGCUGACCAGUCUGAAUGUGAAAUAUAACAACGACAAGAGCAGGGACUUCACACGUCUAGACCUUCCCUCCGGGGAUGGGCAGCCUGCAAUGGACCCCACCAUGCAGACUGCUUUUGGGGCUCCUGGGAUCAUUUCCUCUCCAUACCCUGGGGCGGCUGGUUUCGCCCCCGCUAUCGGUUUCCCUCAGGCAGGUCUGUCUAUGCAGGCGAUGCCUGGUGCUCUGGGACCUCUCACCAUCCCUUCAUCAGCAAUGACAGGACGGAUGACCAUCCACGGCAUGACCCCCACUACCAUCCACUCCGUGCUCCUCGUCUCCAACCUCAACCCCGACAGUAUAUCGCCACACGAACUCUUCAUUUUAUUCGGAGUCUACGGAGAUGUUCACAGAGUCAAGAUUCUGUUCAACAAGAAAGAGAAUGCCCUAAUACAGAUGGCUGAUGCCACGCAAGCCCAGCUCGCGAUGAGCCAUUUGAACGGUCAGCGUCUGUAUGGUAAGGUGAUCCGUGUGACCAUCUCAAAGCACCAGACGGUGCAGCUCCCCAGGGAGGGUCAGGAGGACCAGGGCCUGACCAAAGACUUCAGUGGGAGCCCGUUGCACCGCUUCAAAAAGCCCGGCUCCAAGAACUUCCAGAACAUUUUCCCCCCCUCCGCCACCCUGCACCUCUCAAAUAUCCCUCCCUCCACCACAGAUGAUUUUCUGAAAGACCUGUUUGCCAGUUCUGGAUACACAGUCAAGGCCUUCAAGUUUUUCCAAAAGGACCGCAAGAUGGCGCUGAUCCAGCUGGGUUCGGUGGAAGAAGCCAUUCAGGCUCUUAUCGUCCUCCACAACCACGACCUGGGAGAGAACCACCAUUUGCGAGUGUCCUUCUCCAAAUCCACCAUUUAGCAUCCCCUUCACUACAAAUGCACCCUUUCCCCAUCCUCCCCGUUCCAGCCCUUCUACCUUCAGCAGUCUGACUGUUUCAUUCAGAGAAAAAGACUGACUGACAAACUCAAAAAAAAAAAAAAAAAAAAAAAAUUGCAGAUAUUCAUGGGGUAGUUUUAGAAAUUUUCCCAAAAAACAAAAAAACAAAAAACAAAAAAAAACAAGCAAAUAAGAGACUACUGCAGAACCUUUAGACAGUCUGAGAGUGUGUUUUACUCUCACGAUACCAGGGCUGGAGACACAUGGGAUAUCCAUGACAAUGUGACGUUUCUGGGAACUUCCGUGUCGAGGAAGUAGGACUCCCUCUAUAGUCUAUUGGUGAGGACUUUGUUAGUGUGAAACAUGAGGUGAACAUUCUCAAAAAAAAAGUCAAUGCUGAGGAAGUUUCUUCACCGCACACUUGCCGAUUACAUUGGAGACUGACACUCCUGUAGCCCAAUGGCCUUGUUACCCCAGACCCCAGUGAGGGCGGAGUCUCCUCUGUGCCUCCCCCAAAACCCACACCUUCAUUCUCAUUUGCUGUUUCAAUGGAGAGCCCCAUUUCCUGUGGGAUGUUUUGGAUGCACGGUCACCGUUUGAAUGUCGCUGACAUCAUCAUUAAGGUGCUGCUGGAAAAAAAAAAUCUGUAGCGAUGGCCUCAAACAAUAGGCUUGUGCUUUUCUUCUGAGUAGCAUUAAAAUAAGACUGCUAUGGAUUCAAGAAUGGGUGCGUUUAAAAUUCAAUUGCAGCUGUUUCGGCUUACAAACCUUUUGUUUCUCAGCACUUUGAUUGAUUUGAAUUGAAGACAGGCACCGUGGGGAAUGUUUGGCAUCCUCAUAUCUGUUUACUGUGCAAAGAUGUAUAGCCAGAUGGUAGGCAUCUGUGAAUAGAUAGUGAAUGGCGUGAUGUUUUUUUUUUUCUUGUAUUAUGGAAAUUUUAUAUUGGACAGACCAGCCUUUCGUGGGCUCUCUGCACCUGCAAAGCUGUCAGAGAACAUCUGCGUGCAAUGGCGCACAAUGUCAUUGUCCAGUUGAUCGGGUUCCUCUGAACCGGGGCAACUGUUCUCAAACAUGCACGAUCAUUCCGGAACACUUACGGCCAGCUGUCAACCCUACUGGAACGCUCCAAUCAGCAACGCCCAGCCUGAUAGGAGGCUCCGCCUCCUCCUAAGUGAAAUUCUCAAUGUGAAUGGUAAAGCCCGUGAUCUCGAUGGGAAAUUGACGAUUUCCUCCAUUCUGUUCCCCUUCUUGCUCUUAGUUGAGUCUUUUCCUUUCGUUCUACUUGUUUUCUAUCUUUCCACACAGGGGCAGAAGGUUCUAUCCUCUGUUCUUUCACUCCUCGGCUCUGUCCACAGGUGUGAGAGUUUGCAGCAAUGGGCUCUGUAGAAACCGUAGUGAAGCCCAUUGAGUCACAGCAAAAAAAGAGGGCGGCACUCUCUUUUGCCUUGCAGUCCCACACUAAAUGCCUCUGCAUCUGAGCAAACCAAAUAUUAACGGAUUGAGUAAGUCGAAUGACACGGAGAUACCACCUAGUUCCCAAAACCUAGUGAGCUGCUACAUAGGCAGCUGCCUUCUAAAGCAGUAUCCUAAUCGCCAUCAAAGCCCAUAAGUGACUGAUCUGUAAUGCUCUAGAACUGACUAAUAGCACAGAAGUCUAAACUCUGAGUCCAUAUCAUUGGAAAAAACUAUCAGUGUGAGUCUUGUAAGUCAAUAAUACAAAGAAAAUGAUAUAAUGAAAAUACUCACUCCAAAACUAACAUCUCCUCCAGGAGGAGGCAUUAUGAUUCGAUUGAUUUUAGUAGCGUUAGAUGUUAGAUGUAACUCCAAUUGUACAAUAUUGGCUUUCUUUAAGCUCAUUACAGUGAUAGAGUUUGAGGUUAGCAUGUUGCUAAGCUAAUAAUGCGGUAGUCUAACACUGCGUCUAAAACCGGACACAAAGUGAACCCAUUAUAAUCAGUUAUUGUCUAUGCUGGAUGCAGUGUGACACGACACAGACAGUAAACAGAUGCCGGUUCUGUUUCUAAGGCACUCCAUGUGCUUGUGCUAUUUCUGACAACAGGACAAACUUUCACUUUGACGUUCGUUGUAGAAAACCUCAAGAUGUUGCAGCACAACGCGAUAGCUCUUGCACACUAUGUAGACAUGCUGUAAUAAAUGUAAAAACUCGUAGCACAUGCUUAAUAUUUGCUUGUGCUAUGUAUUACAUAGACUGUCUCAACAUUAGCUUAGCAACAUGCUAAUAGCAAACUCAGUUUAGUGGAAUCAGUUGAUUCAUAUAGUUAAUAAUUAAUUUUAGUGUUUUUAGCCUGAUUCUGACUCUAGUCAAAAUAAUCAAUUUUUAAUUAAGCAAUAUUAUAGAUAUUUUCAGUAUUGAACGAAUUUGAAGUAUAUUCAUAAUCGACAUUUGUAUUGAUUCGCCCUCCAUCUUGAAUUUGAAUUAGCUUAUCAGAGUACAUUCUGGGAUUGUCUUAUCCACAAAAGAUACAUGAAAUGCUGCCUUAGAGUUUGGCCAAAAUUAGAUAUCUUAGAAGGCUGGAACAGCCUUUGUGUCGGGAUCAUGCCUGUGAUGCCUUAAAAUGUUGUCCAAGUAGGCAGCUUACUAGGUUUUGGAACAUGGCAAUGGUGAGCACAUACUGUACAGAAGCUGAUCCUGUAUAUGUAUGUGUUUUACCGGCUGUAUCAGGACGCUCUAGGAUAUAUGAUGUCUCCCUUGUGUGUACGAGCGAGGUGCUGUCUCAUUUAGCGAAAAUCUGGCCUUAACAUUCCAAGGAGGGUCACCAUAGACCCAUUGAGUAGCAUCUAAAGGGAGCAGCUUCUGUGCCUGUGCACUAUAUCCUCUGUCAAAGUCCAUUUGAAUCACAGUUAUGAAACAAAUCUUUGUUCAUGCAAGGCAAGGGACAGUGACUUUUUUUGUCUUUGACUGAUUUCACCUGAAGCGAUUCGAAACUUCGCUUUCACUUCUCAAAAGAAAUUGAAUUUUGUUGAAGUUUACAGUCUUAAAGCAAAACUAUUCAGGUCUAUAUAUCUUAAGGAUUGUCAAGAUUUUUUGAGAAAAAAAAAAGUUACUUAUUUUUGGUAAUUUGUUCUUUUUUAUGGAAGAGAAAAAAAAAAUCAAAUUUGAAACCUCAUCGGGUUUUUGUACCACUAUAAUCAUUCAAGAAAUCAUGGUGAAAAAAAAAUAAUCAUAUUUACUGUGUAUUUACCUAAUUUCUUAUUAUGUGCCUUAUUAUGUGUUCAUAAUCAAAUAGGUUUUAGAAAUUUUACCUGAAAUAUCUUAUGUACUAUUUUGUGGGAUUGGUGAGAGGGUUGAUUUAUUUUGAUCUUGAUUUUUCUUUCAUUUUUUUGUUGUGUAGCUCUUAUAGAUGUGCAUUUUGUGGGGACUCAGUACCAUGUGGUCUUAAUAUGAUAUGAGAUGUAAGUUAUGAUGUAUGGUGCUGUGAAUGCUCUUAUUAGACAAAUGAACGGUGAACUCAACAAUGUUCAGAGCAUGCUGUGGGUCUCUAUUCUUCCUUGCAGAUGUGUACAUAUGUGUGCUUGACCAGCGUACCAUUGAUACAAACAGCCUUUCUAGGCCAAAAACAAAGUCCCUCCAUCUCUGAUAUAAAUAUUUCACGAUCAGAAACCAAAGUUGCUGUAAACUUGCAUAUUGUUCUGAUUAAAUAGUAUAAUUUUAUGAGCUGUUAUGAGCACAUCUGUGAAGUUUUUUUCUUUUCUAAGUGAUCACACAAAUUUCGCAAAUUUCACCCGGCGAACGACAAAAACGGGUGAAAAAAAUCCCAUAGACUUGCAUUGAUGGAGGCACCCAAGCCAUAUCUAGAGACUUGGAGUUGGGCUCUUUUUUCUUUGGGCCAGUAAGUAACCACAUCAGGACACCAUAGCAAUGCAUUAAGACCACUCCGAACAUCUUUGCAACCAUAUAGCAACACUCUGGCAACCUCCCACAAACCAUAAUGUGAUGUUGGCGAGUUUUUCAAUGAAAACUCGUGGACUGUGCUUGAUAUCCUCUUCUAAUAUGAUCCGUCUAAAUUUUCCUCACGGAGACCCAGGAGCCCACAGCAUUCCCUCUGAGUGUUCAGGUCUGCCUUCCGUUUUGCUAUGGAGUGAUGCUGAUGUCUGAGACCUCCACCUGUGUGUUUUGGAGUAUCUUAUUUACUGUACCUUAUAUUUGAUUCAUUUUAGGGGUUUUGGCCUAUUUCGUUCUUGCUCUGUUGUGAUACUUUUUGUUCUUUUUUUGGGGUUUGUUGAUUUUCUUUAUUAAGAGUGUGAAAACUGGUUCAAGAUUGUUGUCUGUCACUCUGCCUCUUCACAACAGCAGUUCUGGGUCCGUAACGUCCACUGAUGUGUGCGAGUGGGAGCGAUCGCUAGAGGUCGGGUCCGUGGGAAGCGUUCGGAAGGUGAAAAAAUAUAUAGCGGCCGCGUAGCAGAACGUCGAUCUGCUCCCGGCUGCGAUGCUUUUUAUUUAUCAACAGGAGAAAAGCCAGACUCCAUAAACGUGUCACAGAAGUCAUUCAAUUUUGUUUCUCGAAGCAAAACAUUUCCAACCACGUCUUGACUCAGGCAACAACGUUCCGCUGUGUUGUAAGACAUUUUCUCGUUGAUAUCCGCGCUCAUUCGAACAGUUACACACGUGUAUGGUUUUUUCCAGGUUUUUUACUGAAAAAGUCACAAAUAAUGCAGGACCAAAGUUUAUGUGCCUUUCAUCUAGCUUAUUUGUAACUUAUUUCCUGGCUGUAUAUCAGAAACCGACAAACUUCUUGUAUUUUCCACUCUCGAUCAUGUUACAAGUCUGUUUUCCACGUGUCUCACAGUCUGUUCUCGGUUUGUUUCCCUCAGAAAGGUCAAGCCAUAUCCUUUCCCCCCUCAAACUAGACUCAUUUACGAUUGUGAAUGUGUUACCGGGCCCUUAUUAAUUCAUUUGAACAGCCUUACGCUUUCAGUAUUUCAUGAAUAGCUCCGGAUAGUCGCCACCAUCUGGAUAAGCGGUUACACUUUUUGUCUUAUUUCGUCAUCAGUUCCAUUAAAAAGCUUUACUCUAAAACGUACGAGACCGUAAAGUUAAACCAACCACUGAAACCAAAGGACUUGAUUGAAUUGGAAAUGAUGCAGCACUGUUCAGACUGAGAUAUUUUAUUGCUUUAUUACGAUGCAAUUGACCCUUACAAUCUAAACUUCAAAUUUCAGCCAUAAUGCUUUCUAUUUUCUUCUCAUGACUAAAUUUAUGGGCUAUGAAUAUGCUAAUUGACCUGUAUAAUUUGCAUAAAUGGGAGGGGCUAGACUAAAUUAGCUAACUGAGGUGUCGCUCAAGCACAGCGCACAUACAGAAGUGCCUGAGUUGAUCUCAGGAUGCUUUGAAAUACCUAAUUUAUAGUUUUUAUGAAUGUUUCACUACCAAAAGGAAACAAAUGCUGUACAUAUGUGUUCCCUUAUUUUAUUUUAUUGUUUUUGUUUUUUUAACCUGGCCAAAAAAAAAAAAAAAAAAAAAAAAAAAAAAGGUUUUGGGGAACAA